Molecule: messenger RNA, 2763 nt
Organism: Cucurbita pepo subsp. pepo (vegetable marrow)
Lineage: Eukaryota; Viridiplantae; Streptophyta; Magnoliopsida; Cucurbitales; Cucurbitaceae
Product: phosphate transporter PHO1 homolog 1
Biological process (GO): cellular response to phosphate starvation
Cellular component (GO): membrane
Source: RefSeq, a predicted model, not a curated record
AAGUCAGCCAUUUCCGGUGAGAGUCCAUAAACCUCCGGCGAAGGUCACCACUAUGCUGCUUUCAAGUGGAGAAAGAGCAUAGGAUAUUUUAGAAUGUGCUGUCGAGAAUCAGUACGAAGCACAUCCUUUUUCCAUCCCAUAAAUAAUGGCCUUACCCUCUUCCAUUCACCACUCACAACAACCCCUUCUUCUUCUUCUUCUUCCUCCUCCUCCUCUGACCUCUCUCAGACUCUGCUACUGACAGAGUACACCAACAUGGUCAAAUUCUCCAAGCAGUUCGAGGGACAGCUGAUCCCUGAAUGGAAACAUGCUUUUGUCGAUUAUCGACAACUAAAGAAGGACCUUAAGAAACUAUAUCUUCUUAAAACUGAUACCAAUCCCGCCGCCGGUACGGCGCCAAGUACCCUCUUGUCUUCCAUAAAAAAGCUCUCUUUUUUUGGUCACCAACGCAGAGAUCAUGGACCUAUUCAUGUUCAUAAGAAACUUGCUUCCUCUGCUAGCAAGGGAGAUAUGUAUGAAACAGAGCUGCUCGACCAAUUUGCCGACACAGCUGCAGCUAAGAAUUUCUUCUCAUGUCUGGAUUUCCAGCUUAAUAAAGUGAAUCAAUUCUUCAAGACAAAGGAGGCGGAGUUCAUGGAGAGAGGAGAUAGCUUGAAGAAACAGCUGGAGAUUCUCAUUGACUUGAAAACGGCGAUUCAGUGCCGGCGACAGACCGGCGAUAUUGCAGCUGAUUCUAAGGAGGAUGGUUCCAUCUCCUACACGAUUUCUUGUGAGGACAAAACAGAGCAAGAACAAUCCCAAGAGAACAAUAUCAAUGACGAAUUGGAGAAGACAGAGUUGGCAUUUUCAGACUCGCCAAGAUCCGAAGAAAUGGGAAAUCCGACAAGAACUAAAAUCUUGGAUCGUAAAUGGAGAUCAUUUUCCGGUCGGGUGAUCAGUUUUCAAGGGAAGAACAUAAAAAUGAACAUUCCUCUGACAAACCCAUCUCGGACUUUCUCUGCUAUAAGCCAUUUAUUCAGGGAAGAUUUGGCGAACUCAAAGAACUGCAAUGAAGGAACAAAACUUCAUAUUAACAAGACCAGGUUGCACCAUGCAGAGAAGAUGAUCAAAGGAGCUUUUGUUGAGCUGUAUAAGGGGCUGGGGUUUCUCAAAACUUACAGGCAAUUGAAUUUGCUUGCCUUUAUAAAGAUUUUGAAGAAGUUUGAUAAAGUCACUGGAAAACAAGUUCUUCCCAUUUAUCUGAAAGUUGUGGAAAGUUCUUAUUUCAACAGCUCCGACAAGGCAAUAAAGCUAGCAGAUGAGGUAGAGGAGCUGUUCAUCAAAAACUUUGCUGAGGAUGACAAAAGAAAGGCCAUGAAAUACCUUAAACCAAAGCAGCGUAAAGAGUCACACGGCAUUACCUUCUUCGUCGGACUGUUCACUGGUUGCUUCAUUGCGCUUCUAGCUGGUUAUGUUAUCAUGGCUCAUAUCAUGGGGACGUACAAAAGGCACCCUUUCUCUCUUUACAUGGAGACUGUCUAUCCAAUACUUAGCAUGUUCAGCUUGAUGUUCUUGCAUUUCUUCCUCUAUGGCUGCAACAUCUUUGCAUGGAGAAAGACUCGGAUCAAUUACAGCUUCAUUUUCGAGCUAUCCGCGACGAAGGAACUUAAAUAUCGAGACGUGUUCUUGAUAUGUACCACUUCAAUGACUGCUGUUAUUGGUGUCAUGUUUGUUCAUUUGACACUGCUUUCAAAAGGCUACUCUUAUACUCAAGUUCAAGUCAUCCCUGGCCUUCUCUUGUUGAUGUUCUUGCUGCUACUCGUGUGCCCCUUUGACGUUUAUUAUCGAUCGAGUCGCUACUGUUUCCUACGUGUGAUCAGAAAUAUAGCGUUUUCACCUCUUUACAAGGUAGUGAUGAUGGACUUCUUCAUGGCAGAUCAGCUAUGUAGUCAGGUCCCGUUGCUGCGAAACCUCGAGUACAUGGCCUGUUACUACAUAACAGGAAGCUACAAAACACAGAAUUACAACUACUGUAUGAACGGAAAGCAUUACCGAGAUCUCGCUUAUGCCGUUUCGUUUCUACCUUACUACUGGAGAGCAAUGCAGUGUGCAAGGCGCUGGUUUGAUGAAGGACAAACAAGCCACCUUGUGAAUCUAGGAAAGUAUGUGUCUGCAAUGUUGGCUGCUGGGGCCAAAGUGGCAUAUGAGAAAGACAAGGCCAAAGGAGUUGGAUGGCUAUGUCUUGUGGUGGUCAUGUCAAGUGGAGCAACAGUGUACCAAUUGUAUUGGGACUUUGUAAAGGAUUGGGGAUUGCUUCAAGUGAACUCCAAAAAUCCAUGGCUUAGGAAUGAUCUAAUGCUUAAACGAAAGACCAUUUACUACUUCUCCAUGGGCUUGAACUUCAUGCUUAGGCUUGCAUGGUUGCAAACUGUUCUUCAUUCAACUUUUGGACAUGUUGAUUCAAGAGUUACUGGACUGUUCUUAGCAGCUCUUGAAGUCAUUAGAAGAGGGCUGUGGAACUUUUUCAGGUUGGAGAAUGAGCAUCUUAAUAAUGCUGGAAAAUUUAGAGCAGUUAAUCCAGUGCCACUUCCAUUUGAUGAAGUUGAUGAGGUAGAGUGAUGCCUAUCAGCAACAGUCACGAACGGGAUUCGAAUCGACACGGACCGAUGAUUUUGUGGAACGUGUGUUUCGAGAGGAAUCUUAUUGUCCCCUUUCACCAUCAGCAAGGAAGCAACUUGAUCCUUGUUGUGGUUCAGUAAAAUUUGGGACAGUUCAGUUCAUACA